Aureococcus anophagefferens is the source of this 195-nucleotide messenger RNA. RefSeq lists its product as hypothetical. The transcript has a single exon. NCBI's taxonomy places the organism in Eukaryota, Pelagophyceae, Pelagomonadales, Pelagomonadaceae. The record is from RefSeq and is a predicted model, not a curated record. Gene Ontology annotation, molecular function: calcium ion binding. The annotation marks the transcript as partial.
GACCUCCAGGAGCUGCUGCUCAAGAUGUUCCAGGAGAGCGACGACAACGGCAACGGGAGCCUGUCCUACGACGAGUUCUACCAGCUGAUGGAGGACGCGGACCUCGGGCUCAACCACAGCGAGCUCCAGCUGCUCAUGUCGGAGGCCGACGAGAACGACGACCAGGAGAUCAACUACAACGAGUUCAUGCCCGUG